CGACCAGCAUUGCUUGCACCACGCAUCAUAUAUUCGCGUGCCAGAUCACCGGCCACUCUUCGCAACAACACCCACUGCCGACGCCCUUUCUCGGUCUACCGUAGCAGCAUUUUCACGUCGCCACUCGCCGUCUUGUAAUUCGUGGAGAAGUGUGAGCAGUGUCGCCGUCGUUAUCGCCCUGAUGCAGCGUGUAGAAUGAUUGCGGCUACUCGUCGUUGGUUUCGGCGGAACAGAACGAAUCUGGUCGUUGGCGUUGGCGUUCUGGGCGCUGGAUACCUCGCGGGGCAAUAUGUUCUCAGCAAGAUAACAGAAGCGCGACAGCGCAUGACCGAGGAGAGAGUCGCGAAGGAGAACUUGCGAAGACGAUUCGAACAGAACCAGGAAGACUGCACCUACACCGUCCUCGCCCUUCUCCCGACCCUCCGCGAUGACAUCGUAAACGCGCUGCCCGUGGAGGAGAUCACGGAGCAACUACAGCAAGAGCGGAGAGAGCGGCUACAACGACUGGGAGCUUCGGACGCAGCAUCAUCAGACUUUCCUUCAGCACCUUCGAGCGCGGUCGACGAUGAUGGCAAGAGUCUGGCAAGUCUGCAGAGUAGCAGCUAUGUGCAUGCCAGCCAGAUCGCCAACAGCAGCACGUUGGAGGUGCCAGGCGGUUCAAACAGGCCAAAGCGUAGCAAGGGGCAGCUAUGGCAGGACAUGAAGAUCCAGUCUAUCACGCGUGCACUAACACUGCUAUACUCCAUGUGCCUGCUGACACUGCUCACGCGCAUCCAACUCAAUCUGCUUGGCCGCCGAACAUAUCUGUCCUCCGUGGUAGCACUCGCUUCCCCGCCACAAGAUCAACACGCCUCCACCAUUUCACUCGAAAACAGGGACGAUGACAACUACGAUAAUGUUUACGGUAAUGACUUCGAGACGAACCGAAAGUACCUCACGUUCAGCUGGUGGUUAUUGCAUCGCGGGAGCAAGCAUAUCAUGGAGAGAGUGAUGACAGCUGUGAAGGAGGUAUUCGGCCCGGUUAAUAUCAGGGAAGAUGUGACUCUCGAAAGGCUGGCAGAUCUGAUAAUGCAGGUGCGAAGGAAGAUUGAAGGUGCCACAGAAGAGGAGCGACGAAGCCAAAAGUGGUUGGAAUACCUACUGCCGCCCAGAGAGGAUGAGGAAUACGUGAUACGGCAAGCUGGAUCUUCGGACGAUGAGGAGUCACCUGCGCGACGAGAUUCAGAUCCCCUGAGCGAGACCGGAGAGGGGCUCAUCACCGACUCUCUGCGAAGAUUGCUGGACGAGACAUCCGACCUCAUCGACUCGCCGACAUUCUCCUACGUGCUCACACGCCUCCUCGACGCGUCAUUUUCACAUCUUGUGGACUUCCGCGUUGCGACGGAGGCAUUCAAGCAAGCUCCUCCGGGUAGAGAGGCACCCAGGAUCGUCGAAAUUGAAGAGCACAAGUGCAAGGUGGCACAUGUGCUCCCAAUUUUCUGCAAGCAGGCCCACGUGAUUGGUGCCGGUAGUGGCGAGCUGGAAACCAUGGCAGGCGUAGCAGCGCAGGAACCUCUUGGGAACGAGUACUUGUCUGCUGUCGACCAAGUCAGUGACCUGGGUGCUUUCGCUGCCGUCAUCUACUCUAGCAACUUCGAAUACGAGAUUCCGCAGGACGAUGAGAACCGCACGAGUACGGCUCGGAGACCUCCUGGACGGGAUGGUGAUUAUUCAUCGGGGACCAGUUCUUCUUUCUUUCCGGCCGAGAUUGGCGAGACUUUGAGGGAGACGGCGGAGACCAUGCUUCAGGAGAGCGAACUAGUGGUCCUUGACCAAGGGUACGAGGAUCAAAGUGCAUUGGCGGGCGCAGUGAAGAGCGACUUCAACGCUGCGUGGGAGAAGGCCAAUUCGGAGAAGGAGGAUAUUCCGGCGAUGGACGGUCAUCCUGCUCCUGAGACGAUUGCCACAGCUGGCGAAGACCAGGCACCUGUUACUGAAGUUGCUACUGCGACUGACGCGCCUAUUCCUUUGCCCGAAGAGGAGGUCUCUGCGUUGCCGGAAGGUCCGAUCAAGCUGAAUUGAUCGGAAAAAGAGGCGGAUAUCAUGCAAUGUAAGAAUUAGCGAAUUGAGCACAUUCAAAGCGUCACCUGGAUAGAUAUGUGUGACUUUGCAUGUCUAUCUAUGUACAUUCGCCGUGCCGGCAUUAAAUGGCCUCUUGACACCCGAUUGACUAUGUUGGAGCGC
This is a messenger RNA of Cercospora beticola, 2223 nucleotides long. It is a transcript of the gene PEX3, whose product is annotated as Pex3p. Gene Ontology annotation, cellular component: peroxisomal membrane. Gene Ontology annotation, biological process: protein import into peroxisome membrane. Gene Ontology annotation, molecular function: protein-macromolecule adaptor activity. Lineage: Eukaryota; Fungi; Ascomycota; Dothideomycetes; Mycosphaerellales; Mycosphaerellaceae. The record is from RefSeq and is a predicted model, not a curated record.